Molecule: messenger RNA, 958 nt
Organism: Carlito syrichta (Philippine tarsier)
Lineage: Eukaryota; Metazoa; Chordata; Mammalia; Primates; Tarsiidae
Gene: CMPK2
Product: cytidine/uridine monophosphate kinase 2
Exons: 5
Biological process (GO): dTTP biosynthetic process; dUDP biosynthetic process; dTDP biosynthetic process
Cellular component (GO): mitochondrion; cytoplasm
Molecular function (GO): dTMP kinase activity
Source: RefSeq, a predicted model, not a curated record
GCGCAGCACGGCUUCCUGCUGCGCGACCCCAGCGAAGCUCCCGAGACCCGGAGCGCUCUGCUGGAACUGCUGACCACGUGCCAGGAGGCGCCGCGUCCGCAUCUGGGCGAGUUCGAGGCCAACCCGCAAGGCCAGCUGUGGCAGCACCUCUGGGCCGUGCAAGACGGCCAGUGGCUGCCAGUGGGCCGCGCACGGGUCGUGCCCGCGCCGGAGCCCCCGCUGCACCCGGUAGUGCCAGACCUGCCCGACUCCGUGGUCUUCCCAGACCGAGAGGCCGCCCGGGCCGUUUUGGAGGAGUGUACACCCUUUAUUCCUGAAGCCCGGGAAGUGCUUAACCUGGUGGACCAGUGCCCAAAGCAGGUCCAGAAAGGAAAGUUCCAGGUUAUUGCCAUCGAAGGACUGGAUGCCACCGGUAAAACCACAGUGACCCAGUCGGUUUCAGAUGCACUCAAGGCUGUCCUCUUAAAGUCACCGCCCUCUUGCAUUGGCCAGUGGAGAAACAUUUUUGAUGAUGAGCCAACUAUCAUUAGAAGAGCUUUUUACUCUUUGGGCAAUUAUAUUGUGGCUGCUGAAAUAGCUAAAGAAUCUACCAAAUCUCCUGUGAUUGUAGACAGGUACUGGCACAGCACAGCCACCUAUGCCAUAGCCACUGAGGUGAGUGGAGGUCUUCAGCACCUGCCCCCAGCCCAUCACCCUGUAUACCAGUGGCCAGAGGACCUGCUCAAACCCGACCUUGUCCUGCUGCUCACCUUGAGUCCCGAGGAGAGGGUACGGAGGCUACAGGGCCGGGGCAUGGAGAAGACCAGAGAAGAAGCAGAACUCGAGGCCAACAGCAUAUUUCGUCAAAAGGUAGAAAUGUCCUACCGGCGGAUGGAGAAUCCUGAUUGCCACGAGGUUGAUGCCAGCCCCUGCAGAGAAAAGGUCCUGCAGACGAUUUUAAGCCUAAUUCAAAAAUAGC